Molecule: messenger RNA, 824 nt
Organism: Aphanomyces astaci
Lineage: Eukaryota; Oomycota; Saprolegniomycetes; Saprolegniales; Verrucalvaceae
Exons: 3
Coding region: 1-630 (209 amino acids)
Source: RefSeq, a predicted model, not a curated record
AUGGACAACUCAACAGACUCGGCGGAGGAGCCAAACGGCGUGAUCUGGGCGCUCCUGGAGGACGAGAUCUGGUGGCCUGUGUUGAUGCUAGGCAGCCACCCGCUCUGGAGCAUGACAGACCCAAACGGGCCGACGGUGUACCAGUUUGGGACGCACGCGUACACACGUGAUGACACGUCAGUGGCGCUUGAGCACUCGAAAUGUCUCCACGGACAACCAGUCCUCGCAGCUUCAACCGACAAAGUGCUAAACAGGUUUGCUGUUGCCGUGGCGGAAGCCAACGAGUUUUGCAUUGCAUUUACGCACGCGUCAGCUCCGCCACCAAGCUCGAAACCGACGACUUUGCCGGUGUUGGUCGAAUCGAAAAGUGUGGGCGACGCCACUCCACCGGCCGUCGAGCCCGACAUGGCCGACAUUGCGUUACACGAAAUGUGUUUGCAACACUACUGGGAUUGUUUCCUCUCCAGUCCCAGUAACGAGUCCGUCGCAGCGUUUUCGUCAAGGUUGGACGCGACAAUCGCCACAUUGAUCGCGGUCGUCAUCUUCGUGUCGAAGAAUCCAUUGCGAAAACUCCCAUCCACGACCAUGCAAACAAUCCACCGCACCCUUUGGCGAAUGGACCUGCCAUGACGUGGAGGUGAUGACGCGGCUGCCGGACAAGAGUGUUGUGGACGGCUGCUUUCGCGUGUUGAUGUGGUCGUUGCAAAGUGUGAUGACACCUCGAUUAGAACCCCAAACCGCAAAGCAGUGGGUUCACUUGAUCAAAACCAUCCCUGAUGGUAUCCUUGCGUCGACUCGCACGACGUGGACUUGGCGAAGCACUU